AUGGCGAUGAAGCCUCUCUCCGCCCCCUUAUUCCCUUCCUCUCCCUCUCCUCGCCUCUUCACCUCGCCCUCGCUUCGUUACUUCUCGUUGAAGAGGGGGAGCCCGCGCCUGCCGAAGCUCGCGCGAGCGUCGCAGGACCCCGGAACGACAUUGCUCAUAACUAUUCUGCAGAAUUCACUUAUUCCUUCUCUUCAACAGAAAAGCAGGAGGGAGAUCCUUUUGGAAUAUGUAAAAAAUGUACAACCAGAGUUUAUGGAAUUAUUCAUAAAGAGGGCACCGCAACAGGUUGUUGAAGCCAUGCGCCAAACUGUGACAAAUAUGAUGGGAACACUUCCCCCUCAGUUUUUUGCAGUUACUGUUACAACGGUUGCAGAAAACCUAGCACAGCUUAUGUACAGUGUUAUGAUGACCGGCUACAUGUUUCGGAAUGCACAGUACCGUCUGGAAUUGCAACAAAGCAUUGAACAGAUUGCCCUUCCUGAUCCAGAAAAAAAGGAUUCACCAGAUUAUGCCCCUGGUACCCAAAAAAAAGUGUCUGGAGAAGUUAUUAGGUGGAAUGAGAUCACUGGCCCUGAGAAGAUGGAUGCUGUUAAGUACAUAGAAUUGCUUGAAGCAGAACUUGAGGAAUUGAAUCGUCAGGUUGCUCGACGGUCUUCAAAGGGGCACAAUGAACUUUUGGAGUAUCUAAAAUCCCUAGAACCUCAUAACUUGAAGUCUUUCAUCUUUGAAGUGCAAGCAAGUCGAAGAACAAGUAGAGCAGAAAUUGAACUGACUAGUAGCGCCGGUGAAGACGUGGUUUUCGCCAUGAAUACUUUCAUCAAACGCCUUUUGGCAGUUUCUGACCCUGCACAAAUGAAGACUGCUGUGACCGAAACAAGUGCACCAGAACUUGCGAAUCUGCUUUUCUGGCUUAUGAUUGUCGGGUACAGCGUACGCAAUAUUGAAGUGCGCUUCGAUAUGGAAAGAGUGCUCGGAACUCCUCCGAAGCUCGCUGAGCUGCCUCCUGGGGAGAACAUAUAGGACAAAGAUUACAUUGGAGCAAAGUUUUGGUGCAAAUGAGGAUAAACAAGAGUUACAGAAAUGAACAACUAAUUGCUAUUUAUCCUUGGGGAUUGAGGUAAUUUAUUAGCCCAACUCCAAUUUAUAUACAAUUUAUAACCGAGAAAAGCGGUUUCAGAAAGAAUGUUGUCAUGAUUAAAAGCUGAAUGAAGGAAUAGGAUCUAUUCGGCUUUUGCGGUAUAAUGUUGGGACUUCUUGUUACUUACCAAUGGAGUAGGGGAUGUAAUUGUAUAACAUGUAAAUUUUCUUUUUACAGCUUUGAACUCAUCUUAGAUGGCAAGAGUUUGUUGUGUUAUCAAAUUUGAGUUGGGUGAAA
This is a messenger RNA of Ananas comosus (pineapple), 1375 nucleotides long. RefSeq lists its product as uncharacterized. The transcript is spliced from 9 exons. Bases 1 to 1020 code for a protein of 339 amino acids. The record is from RefSeq and is a predicted model, not a curated record. NCBI's taxonomy places the organism in Eukaryota, Viridiplantae, Streptophyta, Magnoliopsida, Poales, Bromeliaceae.